AGCAGGGCUGUACAGCUGACUUUCACAAGACCUAUACACUCUUUUCUAGGAUAUAGAUUAAAAAAAAACAAGCAACCAUUGAAGACCAAAGUCUCUACAAUUGCACAGGACAGAGGUGUGUGUGUGUGUGUGUGUGUGUGUGUGUGUGUGUGUGUGUGUGUGUGUGUGUGUGUGUGUGUGCACGUUUAAAGGGAAGAUGGGAUUUCCUUUGUGAAGAGACUUCUGCACUUGUUGACAUCCUGAAGCUACUUCCAGCUGAAGAACUGCUCAGCCUUCAAUAUUGCUGUCAGCCACAGGAAGCUUUGGAUUUCAGUAUUUGUUCUAUCAUUUCUCACCUGGAAGAAGAGACCAGGAUCUCCUCUGGAAGGAACAUAAAAUCUGUGAAGUUUGAACGAACGGCCUUCCCAAGAUGCACCGAAUCUCUCAACUGAUGUCGACCCCAGUAGCAAAUAAAUAUUCUUCCAGGUCAGAUAGUGAAUGUGAUAGAGAGCUGUCUCCUGAGUGCCUUUUUGCAAGAUUUGCCUGUGACUUCCUGGAUGGUGACAGUUCUUUCGAAUGCUGUUCCAUAGAUCCCUUGACAGGCUGCCAUCAUGCCUGCCGCAGGAGUCCCAGGCUCCUCACCAAUGGCUACUACAUCUGGACAGAGGACAGCUUCCUCUGUGACAGCGAUGGGAACAUCACCCUGAACCCCUCUCAGACCAGUGUUAUGUACAAGGAGAACUUAGUUAGAGUAUUCCGAAAGAAAAAGAGAAUCCGCCACACUCUUUCUUCUUUGUUCAACCCCAGAGCCUCUAAAUCGUGGCUGGAUGGAAGUACCUUCGAUGAUAUAAAUUCUUCCCCAAAUGAGGAAAGCUGGCUGGAAGAUGUCAGGAGGCCAGAUAUAUAUCAUCACAAUGAAAAUGGAGAUAAUUUUGACUGUCCUCCAGCUGAGGAGUGGGAGUUGGAGAAGCUUGGAGAGGCUGUGGAAGCCUCCUCCUCAAGCCGCCUCCUAUCACAGCAGCUCAGAGAAAUCUCCCAGGACACCCCUCUUCAGCCUCUUAGGAGAGCAUCUGAACACUUCCAAGAGAACAUUCUGGAUCAUUCAAAACCCUGUCUGAUUCAAGAGGCUUCCUUUCAAGCAGUCCUGCUUGCCUUGUGCUUCAUUAUUUGUGCCUGUGCAAGAUGGCUUCUAGGUGGAGUACUAGCCAAUGUCUUUACAUGUGCAUCAAUGAUAACUACAGCUUAUAUUGUGCGAUCACUGCUUUUCACCUUUGGCAGUUACUUCAGGGCCACCACCUAUGCUCGACUAGAUUCGAUUAAUUUGAAAACCAUUGAGGAUUAUCACUGAUGAAUGUCUUCCAUCGGAAUAUCCAGAAACUGCCCAACUUGCAGUCUACUUGCAAUCAACUGCCUUAUUGGGAAGAAGUGAACAAUUAGUUCAGAAAAAAUUCUAAUUGGAGUAUGGAUUUUAAAAAAAUCUCAUUUUUAUCCAUAAUGGUAAUAUGCUCAUGAAAAUAAUAUUAAUUGGGCUUCCUUUCGCAAACGUUGACAUUUGACAAGGAAUGGACUGGGGAACUUGACAGAGACAGCAUGGGCAAUGAAUGCUUUGGGAUUAGUUCUCAAACAUUAGCUUUCAUUAGAGGAUUCUGUGAGGUGCUUUGAGACACUGCAGAUUCCAGGAUCUAUUUGCAUGUACCCCUGCCUGACUAACCUACUUCAAUCCAACAAUGCAGAUAAGUUUGUGUAAUGAGUACCAGUCUAAAGGUAAAUAAAAACAGCUUGCACAUAAAAAUCUAA
Molecule: messenger RNA, 1776 nt
Organism: Dipodomys spectabilis (banner-tailed kangaroo rat)
Lineage: Eukaryota; Metazoa; Chordata; Mammalia; Rodentia; Heteromyidae
Gene: Tmem71
Product: transmembrane protein 71
Exons: 10
Coding region: 410-1327 (305 amino acids)
Source: RefSeq, a predicted model, not a curated record